Trichobilharzia szidati is the source of this 2181-nucleotide messenger RNA. The record is from the annotation of a GenBank genome assembly. NCBI's taxonomy places the organism in Eukaryota, Metazoa, Platyhelminthes, Trematoda, Strigeidida, Schistosomatidae.
CUGGCCACUCAAGGGCGGCACGUUGUAACGCUCCUUACUGGUGGUGUGUUUUCGCAACGCCAUAGACAGGGGUUAGUAAGCUUCCGGAGAAUCUACAGUAUAACAACCGCUCCGACUGUCUUACCACUAACCUUAACUACUUUUUAACCAAAUGGUUGGUGUUCGACGAGUAGCGAUAACUGGUGUGGGAGUUUGUACACCUAUAGGUUGUGGUGUACCUGAUUUCUGGACAAAUCUGAUAAACGGUUUUUGUGGAAUAUCUAAAACACAUGGUAGCUUGAUGUGCUAUUUCAUGAAUCAUAGAUGGAUUUUCUUUCUUGCCUAGUCGUGUGGCUGGAAUAAUUACUGAUCGUGAUUUUGAAGAACAGAAAUGUCUUGUGAACUCUUCACUGAAAGAAACUUGGAAAGUAGACAUUUCUAGUGAUUGGAAGUCGAUAUCACGUGCUAGUGCUUUAGGUGUUAUAGCAACUCAUGAAGCUUUUAGACAAGUAAAGUGGAAAAUGAACUCAGGCUAUCGAGCAGGCGUAUACUUUGGAGUUGGAAUGGAUGGUCCAAGUGAAGUUAUAGAUACAGCAUCAGGAAUUCUAACCAAAAAGUAUUCUGGAGUUGGACCACACGCUUUGACUAGAACAUUGAGUAAUAUUCCCGCUGGUGUGAUAAGCCGAAUUUGGGGGCUACGAGGACCAUGCAUGGCUACAAAUACUGCAUGUGCUGCUGGCCUUCACUGUAUCGGUGAGGCUUUUCGUAUGAUUCAAAAUAAUGAAGCAGAUUUGGUUGUUGCUGGUGCAUGUGAAGCGCCUUUAAAUCCAUGGACAAUGGCGGCUUUUUCUCGUCUUCGCGCUCUGUGUACACAGUUCAAUGAUACUCCUGAACAAGCCUCCCGUCCUUUUGACUCACAACGUAAAGGAUUUGUAUUAUCUGAAGGUGCAGCUGCAGUUGUUCUACAAGCUUGGCCUCCUCCAGAUGAUUUCUUACGAGAAUCAUUUGAUGAACCGCCUACACCGAUUGCUGAAAUCAUUGGUUUUGGAAGAUCUGGAGAUGCUCAUCAUCUAGUGGCACCUGAACCAACUGGUAAUGGAGCAUUUCGAAGCAUGUUGAAUGCCUUCAAAGAUUCAAAACUUGAAAGUCUAAACCAGAUUGGACAUAUCAAUUGUCAUGCAACAUCUACUCCUGUAGGUGAUCGAGUUGAAUUAAGUGCAAUUGCACAACUUUUAGGUGAACACUUAAUUCACAGAGAUACACCGAUUGUAAUCAAUUCUAUUAAAGGUCAUAUUGGUCAUUGUUUGGCGGCAGCCGGUGCUAUAGAAACAGUCUACGCUGCUUUAUCUGUAAAUAAAGGUGUAAUUUGUGGAAAUCUUAAUCUGCAUAAUCCUAUUUCAAACGAUGAAUUGAUGGAAGUUAUACAAAUGAAUCGAAAUUCGCACACCGAUUCAUCUUUUGUACAAAAAUGUAUCAAUGUGUUCAAUAGCGCUACUGUACUUCCUAAACACAAUGAAUUAAAUGUCCAAUGGCCAAAUAAUCCUCUCCUGCUCAUCAUCAUUGUCGUGUUGCUAUGGUCAACUCGUUCGGUUUCGGCGGAACAAACGGAACGUUGAUAAUUUCAGAAUGGAAAGAAUAGGAUAAAGUGUAUUUUCAAAUAAUAUUUAGUCACUGUGUAUAUAAAAUUGGCAUAGAGCUUUAGGUGCAAAUGUAUAGCGAAAUAUAUAUUUUAUGAAUUUACCUAUCGUUACUUGUGUUCAAUAUAAAAGUUGGUUUAAUGAUUGCUGACAUUAUGAGUAACAAGCCACCAUCCAUACCUGUUGGUGUCGAUGUUGAAGGUGAGGCAGUAACUCAUUGAAGAAGACAUUGAUUGCGAAGUGGUCGUGUCUCAUAGGUCCUUUAUUUAUGGUGCCAAAUAACUCUAGAUGAUGAUAUAAAUUCUAUUCUUGUAACGGCUGAAGACGAAAGAAUUUGGUAACGGAAUGAAUUGUUUGCAACUCGAUACACAGAUAUAAGCAAAAUAUGUCUACCAAAUAGACGUAAAAUCACUAUUUGCAUAUAUCUUCGGUGUUGUACUGUUCUGUCUUCCACAUUCUUCUUCUUCUUCUUUGUCUGCCUGUCUUGUUUUCCAUGUUAUUUCUCAAGGAUCGUUCAUUAAAUCCAUCUCUUCACCAUUCGAUAUUCUUGGCGCUGAUAUACACA